GAUGAAGGCCAGCUAGUGUCACCAUGACGACCACGGACCGAGGCAAGGUGGUUGAUCAGGGGGAGCAGGGGGGAGGCUGUGGGAAUGCCAGCAACACCCCCCCCUCGUCAACCGCCUCCUCCAACUCCAACUCGAAUUCUUCUACAAAUUCCAUCCCGCCGAGCGGAGUCCUGGUGCCGGGGGGGCCAAGGGGACCAGAUGGCACAGUUAUUGAAGAGGUUAUGACUGCAGUUGUUGGUAAAAAGCAGCCAGUAAGAGGACAAGCAUUCCGAGCACCUAAUGGAGAAUAUGUUUCCUACCUCUGUACAGAUGAUACAACUUUGUAUCGUCCAGGAGAAUCUGUAUAUAUAGAGAGCCAGAGAGCUGAUCAACCAUUUUUCAUCUGCUCAAUUCAAGAGUUUCGUAGGGUGAGUGAGCCUGAAAGUAAAAGAGACACUUUAAUGGUUAACAUUAAGUGGUUCUACAGACCCUCAGAAGUGCCAGAAACGGUAUACCAACGGCUUGUCCAGGAUCGCAACACAGAGAACAAUAACAAAUCUUUAGUCACGGAUGAUCCUGUAAUUAAGUCCCGGGAACUCUUCAUCUCUGACGCUACAGACUCGUAUCCCGUCUCUGUUUUAAGAGGACUGUGUCGUGUGGACCACUACUCUGACAUACAUUCCGUGAGAGACUUCAACCCGGAGGAGAAUGCCUUUUUCUAUAUAUUAGGGUAUAAUCCAGAGACGAGAAGACUGGCAUCUACACAGGGAGAAAUCCGUGUGGGCCCUUCGCAUCAAGCUAAACUUCCUGAAUAUAGAGGAAAUGUGAUGGUGGAAGAAAGGCCAGAGGUAUGUGCUGACUGGGAGGAGCAGCGUUGGGUACCAGGAGCCUCUCGAGAUACAGACCUCCUGAUGUACUUGAGAGCUGCGAGGUCCAUGGCUGCCUUUGCUGGUCUCUGCGAUGGAGGCUCAACCAAUGAUGGCUGCAAUGCAGCAUCGCGGGACGACACUACUAUCAAUGCCCUAGAAAUGCUUCACAACAGUGACUAUGACCAUGGUAAAGCACUCCAAGCACUUGUCAAGUGUCCUGUCCCAGAUGGCAUUGAAAAGAAGUGGUCAGAAGAAGACAGAAAACGAUUUAUGAAGGGUCUUAGACAAUAUGGCAAGAAUUUCUUUAGAAUACGGAAAGAUUUACUGCCUCACAAGGAAACUAGUGAUCUUGUUUCCUUUUACUACUUGUGGAAAAAGACACCAGCUGCAGCUGGACACAGGCCACACCGUCGGCACAGAAGGCAAAAUGUGCUGAGAAGAAUAAGAACUCCUCGUGCUCAGCGAAACACAGGCCCCAGCGACCCCCUUGAUCCUUCAUCUGCCUCAGAAAAGGAUGAUGACUCUGACGAUUCAGACUCAAAGGACCGUCAGGGAUACCAUUGUAGACACUGCUACACUACCUCAUCACGCGACUGGCACCAUGCAGGGAAGGAUAAGCAGCUGCUGUGUUACGAGUGUCGCAUCCAUUUCAAGAGGUAUGGGGACUUACCUGUCAUCACCAACCCUCGAGAGCCACCUCCAGGGACUGGUCGCCCACCCCCAACACCAAAUGAAGAAGACCUGCGGAUGCGCACCCGAACAAGAGCCAAAGAAAUUAGCACCAGACAUCGAGCAGUGCGACGAUCGAGAGCAAAUACCCCAGACAUGACAGAUGAGUGCCCAACCCCUGACAGGAGGACUCCUGACAGAAGAACCCCUGACAGGAGGACAUCCCGGCACUCAGCCUCACCAGCCCCGAAGAAGGGUGAGGACAAGAAUGGGCGAAGGAUCAAACGCACAAGAGGCUCAGAUGAUGCUUCGGGUCCUUCCACACCGAACAAAAGGAAAAGGAAUGGGGGUGACAUUUCUGGCCUUAGCUCUGAGGAGAGUUCAGAUGAAGGAGAUGGUGCAAGUGGAGAGCCUAGUUCGCCCUCGCCUGCCACACCAUCUACUCCAACACCCCAGCUGCAUCCAGUGUCCACCCCACAACCCCCGACAACGCUGGCAUCUGCACCACCACCAGUUACAGUAACAAACCCAGCUGUGGUGACCACCCCUACGACAACCACCCCAACCACCACCACCACAUUGCCUCCAUCUCCUCCACCAGAAGCACAAUCUCAUGUUAUUCCAGUUUCACCAUCGCCUUCACCAUCACCUUCACCAUCGCCGUCACCCUCACCGGCACCGCCCCCUAAGGCAAGACCUGUCAUGCCUCCAUCAACAAUAAGACCUGUUUUACCAGGCUCACCUGCUGCAUCAAGUGCAUCAGUAGCUAUAACAUGUGGAGUAUCAACUCCUUCUCAGGUUCAACCACCUCGGGGUUCAGUGGUCCAGGCUGCUCUUGUACCAACGACUGUGCCCAGAGUGUCUCCGAGCAAUCUAGUGCCUCCCCCAGCCCAUAGUGGCCCAUCAGUACAAGCACAAAUCAUUGGUCGUCUACCAAACCCAGCUUCACCCACGCAGGCACCUCCUGUAGUUACUCACAUUAAGCCUCCCAUCAUAUCCUCUCCUCCAAGUAUCACCACUGUUAGCAGCCUUAUAAACUCAGCUCCUAACAGGCCUGUCAUCACCACCACCAGGGUUCCUCCUGUGUCUCAGCUCAUGUCUCCUGGUGUGAGUCGGCCCUCCUCACUCACAGUGGUGGCACCUGUUGCAUCUGUUGGUCUGGCUACAACAGCAGUUGCAACCACAACUGUCACAAGUGCUGUUCGGCCUGUCAGUACUGUACCUGUAGAUGAGCGUGGGUCAGUAGUGAGGGCACCAGUUAGCGUGCCUCAUAGCGUUCUUGCAUCAGUGCCUCCUGGAACACCACCAAAUGCACAAGAAAAAAUGGUCAAAGUCAAAUCAGAAGCUGAGAUCGUGAGAUAUCCACCUGGCAUUCAUCCAGCCAUGAGACAUAGUUAUACUCAGCCAGGUCCUGCAGGCCUUCCUUUGAGCCAAGGACCCAGUAACACCACACCUGUGGCAAGAGUGAGUCCUGCCCCAGCAAUAUACUCAGUGGGAGUGUCUUGUACUCCGCCUACAAGUAUUCCGCCAGUGCAGACCAGGUCUCCUAUACCAUCUGGUCCUGGUAUACCACAGUAUCCUCCGGGUCCAGUUAUAAAAUCUGAACACAUAAAACGUGAGCCAGAACAAGUUCCAAGACCAGAGAAACCAAAAUAUGAACCACCACCUAUAUCGGCUCUACCAAGUGGGCCAAAAUUAGAAUUAGGGAAAGUUGAACCAAAGCAAGAAAUUAAAUCUGAAAGAGGAGACAGGCCAGAGAUUAUAGCAGAAGUCAAAUCUGAACCAAGGCCAGAUAUAAAACCACCUACGACAGUUGGAAUACCUGGUAUUCCUUCUGCUGCAGCUCUUGCAUCUUUGCCUCCAAAUCUAGCUAUUCCAGGAUAUGCUUACCCCUAUGCUCCGUUCGGUUAUCCUAUCCCAAUGCAGCUCCCCUAUGGAGGACAGCCUACACGUCCCUUAACUCAACGAUCUCAGUCACCUUUACAGCGGCCAAGUAGCACUGGACCGCCUGCCCCAACUGCAGCAACAAAUCCAAGUAGGCUUUCUCCUAAUCCUAUACCCCUUACCACUGGGUCUUCCACAAUAACAACCACCUCAACCACCACCAAACCUUCACCGACCCUUGGUGUGCAUCCUCCUCCCCCUCCACCUCACCUUGGACCGCCAGUAUACCCUAGUCGCACUGGAGGUCUUCCUCCACACAUUUCUUCUCCCAGCAAGCUGCCAUCUAGUCAGCCAUCAAUAGUGCCUGCUGGUAUAAGACCAAGUGUGCCUGCUGUUGGUUUGCCUGGAAUGUCCCCAGGACUAGUACCAGGUAUGUCUCAGGGCAUGUCUCAAAGCAUGGCACACAGAAUGUCACCAGGUAUGGUUCCAGUGACAUCAGGAGGGCCUCCACCCCUACCAACUCCCCCUGCGGCACACACAGGGCCUGUGGUCAAACCCCCCACCAUGCCUACCAAUUUGGCUCCUGUGCCUGGUCCCUCCCCCAGCCAACCACCAACUACCCAGGCACUUCCUGCAACGGUACAACCCAGCCAUCCAGUAUACACUGGUGGCCCACCACCCUCGAUUGGUUCAAGUGGUGCAAUCCAUGAUGGAGAUGAGCAAGAUGAUGAAGAUGAAGCUCCUCAACACAGGGAACCCUCGCCAGAGCCUAAGAUUGAGGAUUCAGAGUUCCAUCGGUCUGAGAGUGCCAUCUUCUUGCGGCAUUGGAAUCGAGGGGAUUAUAACUCGUGUACUCGCACAGAUCUCACUUUCAAGCCUGUUCCUAACAGCCAGCUAGCACGAAAACGUGAGGAAAGGUUAAGAAAACAAGCAGAAAAAGAGAAAGAGGAGAGGGAAAGACUACAGAGGAAAGCCAGCACUCCAGAUAAACGGGAAACCCCAAAACCCACAAGUUCGGGGGAGAGCAGUUCCAUCUAUGGGAGUAUGCAGCCGAGAAACCCUGUCGAUACACCUGCAUUGAACAGACUAAGCGAUUAUGCUCGUCCGCAUGCUGGGCUAUCCCCUGGUGCUGUGCGACCUCCUGCAAUAGGACUACCCCCUGCAAUGCCUAGUGCUCCUCCGCCAGGUCUGGAUCUGCUGCAUUUUGGCAGCAUGGCAGCAUUGUAUCCCCCUGGCUCACAGGAGAGAAUGGAGCUUGAAGCAAGAGAGCGAGAACUAAGAGAACUGAGGGAGAGAGAGAUCUCAGAUCGCAUCAAACAAGAGAUCAUGAAGAGACCGAUGAACCCACUCGAUGCAGGCCAUCCUCACAGUUUGUCCCCACACUGGAUAAGUGCCAGUCGGUUCCCAGGCUUCUCUCCCCCAGUGUCCCUGGCCUCAGGAUUUGCUCAUGGCCAUGGAUUGUAUGCUCCAAGUCCUUCAGCAUCAUCUGCAGCUCUCCUUGCAGUUUCUGAGAGGGAGAGGCUGGAACGUCUUGGGUUACCAGCCACGACUCUGGGCCUGCCUGCUGCCGCUACUCCUUCGGACAACCCGCUGUCUGUGUCCACUGCCGAGAGGCUAGCCCUGGCCGACCAUAUGCACCGGAUGCAGUUGAUCAGCGAGGUUCAUGCCCAUACUCACUCCCAUGCCCACACUCACCUCCACCUUCACCCAGGAGGUAUGGAUGUUGGAUCACCAUUACCACCCUCCCCUUCCCUCUCUUUCCCCUACUCCUUUCCUUGGCCCUCCAUUGCCUCCCCUCCCCUUUUCAUGGCAUAUACCUCUUCAGGCACUGCUCUGAUAUCACCCAAAGUUCUCUCUGCUCUUUGUGUUACCUGUGCCGCCACCACCACUCCUGCCACUGCUAUUACUGCCACCAUUAGUAUACCAUUACCACUACUGCCAUUACUACUACUGCCACUACUACUACUACUGCCACUGCAACUACCAUUGUUACUGCACCUAAUCCUGUACAGUGCAUACAGACAUGGUUUUAAACACAAUACUCUUGUGAGUUUGACAUAAGGCGAAAUAACUCGC
Penaeus vannamei (Pacific white shrimp) is the source of this 5477-nucleotide messenger RNA. Lineage: Eukaryota; Metazoa; Arthropoda; Malacostraca; Decapoda; Penaeidae. The record is from RefSeq and is a predicted model, not a curated record.